GGGAUGUGUAGUCAUGCGGUGCAACUGUGCCAGUGUGAGCGCAAACGAGACGACUACAGAUCCCGGCAUGCACAGCGGCUCACUAGUUACACACCGAACGGAGUUCCCUCCCGUUCACCGUUCGCUUCAUUAACAAAGAAGUAGUUCGGUGUCAUGGCGGAGUCCGCGGCAUGUCCAGCCUUCCAGCUCGGGAGACCCCGCUAUGAGCAGGGUUCGUUCCUCGGUCGACUGAGACACUUCAUCGACGUCAUCGACCCCAGCACCCUGUUUGUGUCUGAGAAACGAUUGAAAGAAUGCGUGAAACUGCUUGAUGACUACAAACAUGGCGCGCUCCCCCCCGGAGUGUCCGAUCUUCAGCUGUGGGAAGCCCAGAAGAUCAAGCAGGCCAUCAUUCAUCCCGACACGGGAGAGAAGAUCUUCAUGCCAUUUCGAAUGUCAGGUUAUGUACCAUUUGGAACCCCGAUUGUCAUUGGCCUCCUACUUCCAAAUCAGACUGUGGUGUCCACCAUUGUAUGGCAGUGGCUGAACCAGAGUCACAACGCCUGUGUGAAUUUUGCAAACCGCAAUGCCACCAAGCCAACGCCAACAUCCGAGUUUCUUCAAGGCUACGUGGGGGCUGUGACCAGCGCGGUUUCCAUCGCAGUGGGGCUGAAUAUGCUCAUUCAGAAGGCCAACAGGCUGAGUCCUGCCACCAGAAUGAUAAUUCAGAGACUGGUCCCCUUCCCAGCUGUAGCUAGUGCAAACAUCUGUAACGUUGGCCUGAUGAGACACAGUGAGCUAUCUGAAGGAAUCGAUGUGCUCGACAACAACGGGAACGUUGUGGGUUCCUCCAAAAUUGCUGCAAGACAUGCGAUCACCGAGACCGCCUUCACACGUGUGGUCCUCCCGAUGCCGAUCUUUGUCCUGCCCUCCAUCAUCAUGUCCUACCUAGAGAGGCUGCGAUUCCUGCAGAGCAACCGGCGGUUACUGCUUCCCAUCCACAGCCUCGUGUGCCUGGUUACCUUUGGCCUCUCUCUGCCCGUGGCCAUCAGCCUGUUCCCCCAGAUGUCUCAGAUUGAGGUGUCUUGCCUCGAGCCGGAGAUUGCCAUGGCAACAGAUUGCAAAGUGUUGACCUACAACAAGGGUUUAUGAUGGACGCCCUGAUGAAGGAGAGAGGAGAGCGGGAACAAAGGGGAACGAGGAUGGAAAUGAGGGUGCAUUUGUCUAUGGCGGUCGGUUCAGGAGCCACCAGCCUGUAGAUCAUCAGUACUACCACAGGGUUUUAUUCAACGCUUCCCAAGAUCAUAGCAAUUAUUGAGUGCAGGUUUAUAAAAGAAGAAGCUCUGUGUAUAGAAAUAAGGAUAUAUUUACUGUUGAAUCAGUUUUUUUAGCAUUAAUGAAGUUGUGUUUCCCACACAUGCUUUUCAUUUAAUGAAAAAGGGUUCAAGCAAUGACAGACUUUUUCCUGGCUUUUUUCGCCAAAAGUCUUACCAACAUUGAAUUUAUCUUUAUCUAAAGCCCACAUCUCUUUUCAACCUUUUUAAAAUCUUGUUGAAAAAAUAACUACGUGACUGUUUGUCACUCGUUGCAUUUAUACAAUCAGAUUUUUAGAAGAGGUGAAACUAUUCUAUUGUUUGGGGGAAGUUUAAAAAGAAAAGAAAAAUAUAAUAUAAUCUUUUGCAGUUGAAAUGUCUGCGAGAUAAAUGGUGCAACCCCAAGAUUAGAUUGUCCCUAAAUCUACAAUGGUGCAUUUCCUGUGUGAUUCAUAGUCUAGCCCGUGAAAAAACUGCCCUCUGCUGGACAGAAAACCACAAACGUAUUCAACUCCUGGGCCACAAUUUGUGUUGUCAACAUAUGCUGAUCCUGAUAAAUGUGCAAUAAGCUCAUAUAAAUGGUGUCUAUGGCUCUAGUCUCAUGUAAUAUGAGAGACAAACGGAGCAUUGAGUGAAAGCUUCCCCCACAGCACACCUUUGUUGUAAACAUGUUCAUCAUGUAUCAUGUAUCAUCUGAAGGAAGAGAACCUACUGGAUAUGCACCAAUUUGAAGCUGCUCUCUCUGUCUAUUAAUCUCAAUGGGGUAAUGUGGGCACUGUACUGUAGGGAGUAGUUUUAACACUGUUCAACACGUAUUUAGACUGAUGUACAGAAUUGUAUUCUGGACCUUCUGCUUCUUAUAAUAAUCAAAACUACAUGUUUUAGUUGGAAGGAGAUUUGACUCCAGUUCUACUUUCUAUAACUGCUACUCCUGCUUUUCCUAAUGCUUUAGUAUGUACAAUAUUUAAUAUAAUAUAAAAGUAUGACCGAUAUAUACUGCUCAUUAUGAAAUAGUAUUUGUAAUUAUUUGUAUAAUACGUCUCCUUAAGUUUAUCAGAUGUUUGCCAGUCAAACAAUGUAAAACCUUUAUCUAUAUUAUCAAUAAAUAAUGUAUAAUAAAUACUAAA
Molecule: messenger RNA, 2419 nt
Organism: Pungitius pungitius (ninespine stickleback)
Lineage: Eukaryota; Metazoa; Chordata; Actinopteri; Perciformes; Gasterosteidae
Gene: sfxn5b
Product: sideroflexin 5b
Exons: 14
Coding region: 154-1131 (325 amino acids)
Biological process (GO): monoatomic ion transport; mitochondrial transmembrane transport; citrate transport
Cellular component (GO): mitochondrial inner membrane
Molecular function (GO): monoatomic ion transmembrane transporter activity; citrate transmembrane transporter activity
Source: RefSeq, a predicted model, not a curated record